AUGACCUCAGAUAUCUCCAACAAAUGGUUGAGAAGUCAAGUGGCUACCGAGUAUACGAAUCUCAGCCUUCAACAUGUGAGAGACGUGGUUCCUUCUCUACGAUACGAGGACAUGUUCAAAGCCCAUAUUUCUACCCUCGACCUCACUGAGCCAGCCCCAUCAUUUCACAUUCACCCGGUACGCUCCCCGCGGGACAUCGCGACCGCAACCUCCUUGAUCAAGUCCUACACCGAUUCACUAGGCAUCGACCUCAGCUAUCAGGACUUCAGCACGGAAAUCAGUCAGAUGCCGGGAAAAUACGCCCCGGAAAAGGGUGGCGAGAUUUUGCUCGCCAUCCAAAACAACUCCACCAGCGACAACUUCUACGAGCCUGUCCAUGCAGAGGAAAGCCAUGGGGGCAGCGUAUCUCCCCGCAAGAACUACUGCUGCAGCUGUACAUACGUCGAAUCCGACGUCCUCGGGUGCGCAGCUCUUCGCAAUUUGCCGUCUAUAAACCCCUUGCGCAUCUGCGAGAUCAAACGGCUUUAUAUCCUCCCGCGCGCCCGCAGUCUGGGUAUCGGCAAGGCGCUUAUCAAUGCAGUUAUCGACACGGCCCGGGAGAAAGGGUACGCUGAGAUGCGUCUGGACACGCUGCCGACCAUGCAUAGCGCUAUUGCGCUCUAUAAGAGCCUAGGUUUUGAAGAGAUCGACGCGUACUAUGAGUGUGACUGUCCCGUGGAGGGGAACGGUGUUUUUGGAGUUGAGGUUGGGUCGGGGUUGUUCUGUGAAUGAUUUAAGUGGAGUGCUUACGCAGUAGAUGGCUGGAUAUCAUGGUCUGAGGACUGAGCGCCUUGCAUACUGCUGUGGAAGUAACACGUCUAGGCGGAUUUUGGAGAAUUUGUUGCAGUUGCUCACAAGCAGGAAAGGCUAUGGGGGACAACCGCAAGAGUGCUAUUUCUUUACCCUUAAAGGUAGUGAAUCAUGAUAUACAUAUUAUAGAGAAGAAGCAAAAGGUUGUUUCAAACCUGAGUAAGCAUUGCUCUUGUAUUUUAUCAUCAGGAAAUUUCUCUAGAUUAAACAUAGAGAAUGGAAAACAGGAAGACAACACUAGCCCAAAGGGGCAUGAAAUCAAAAAAAAAAAAAAAAAAA
Molecule: messenger RNA, 1128 nt
Organism: Coccidioides immitis RS
Lineage: Eukaryota; Fungi; Ascomycota; Eurotiomycetes; Onygenales; Onygenaceae
Product: acetyltransferase
Exons: 2
Coding region: 1-771 (256 amino acids)
Molecular function (GO): acyltransferase activity, transferring groups other than amino-acyl groups
Source: RefSeq, a predicted model, not a curated record